This is a messenger RNA of Gallus gallus (chicken), 1954 nucleotides long. RefSeq names its product kelch domain containing 8B (gene KLHDC8B). The record is from RefSeq and is a predicted model, not a curated record. The transcript is spliced from 6 exons. Gene Ontology annotation, molecular function: protein binding. Lineage: Eukaryota; Metazoa; Chordata; Aves; Galliformes; Phasianidae. Bases 291 to 1547 code for a protein of 418 amino acids.
GCGGAGCUGAGCGGCGGCGCGGAGCGGAGAGCGGCGGAACGGGCGGCGAGGUGAGCGCGGCGCGGUGCCUGCCCCGCUCCAGGGCGGCGGGACCGGUUCGGGUCGGGACAGCUCCGGGAGUGCGGGAUGUAGACGGGGAGGGUGGGGAGCGGGAGCACCGGGGGCCGGGAUGUGCACCGGGAGCCCUGGGGAGCGAGAGCACCGGAGAGUGUGGGAGAUGAGCCGGGAGGCUCGGGAGCGGAUGCCCCACGGGGACGAGCAGAGCCACGGGAAGCAGGUGCCCUGCGGGGAUGGGCUGGGCACUGGAGCCCCGGGGCGUGAUGGCUGGGUGUGAGGGAUGGAUGACCGCUGGGAUCCUCCAGGUGUGGGAGCCCGAGAGGAUGCGGGUGGUGCACUGGGAGCACAGCAGCACGCUGUCACACCAAACCGGAGGUUCUGGCUCGCAGGGACCGGAGCAGCAGUUGGUGCCCAGUGCUGACCCUACUGCUCUUUUUGCAGGAGCCGGGCGGCAGCCGAGUCAAUUCCCACCACUGCCGUGGGCCGGAUGGGUGGCACGCGCGGUGCAUCACGACGGGCAGCUCUUCGUGCUGGGUGGCUGCGGAGGCAGCGGGAGAGCCCUGGGAGCUGCUGAGGUGCUUGACCUCCAGGCCCAGUGCUGGACCGCACUCCCUCCGCUGCCCACGCCACGGGCUGGUGCUGCCACCCUUGCCGUGGGCAAACAGAUCCUGGCGGUGGGCGGUGUGGACGCCUCGCAGAGCCCCCUCGCCUCCGUCGAGAUCUACCACGUGGAUGAGGGCAGGUGGGAGAAGAAGGCUGCGCUGGCACAGCCCUCCAUGGGCAUCGCGGCCGUGCAGAGAGAUGGUGCCGUCUAUGUGCUGGGGGGAAUGGGAGCAGACACCUCUCCGCAGGCGCUGGUCCGCGUCUAUGAGCCAGCGAAGGACCACUGGCAGCCGCUGCCCUCCAUGCCCACACCAUGCUAUGGGGCCUCUGCCUUCCUGCAGGGCAACAAGAUCUUUGUCUUGGGGGGCCGGCAAGGCAAGCUGCCCGUCACCGCCUUUGAGGCUUUUGACCUGGAGACAAAGAGCUGGACGCGCUACCCCAGCGUGCCCAGCCGCCGCGCCUUCGCCUCCUGCGCCAUGGCCGACAGCAUCUUCUUCAGCCUGGGGGGGCUGCAGCAGCCAGGGCCACACAACUUCUACUCCCGACCGCACUUCGUUAACACCGUGGAGAUGUUCGACCCCGUGCAGGGUGCAUGGUGCAAGCCCAGCCGUGCCAUCCGCAUGAGAGAGAAGAGAGCUGACUUCGUUGCCGGCUGCCUGGGAGGAUACGUGGUGGCCAUGGGUGGCCUUGGGAACCAGUCGUGCCCCCUGGACUCAGUGGAAGGGUUCAGCCUCACGCGGAGGAGGUGGGAGCUGCUGCCUCCCAUGCCCACUGGCCGCUGCUCCUGCUCCAGCUGCCCAGCCCCUGACCUGCUCUUCGUCAUCGGUGGGGUGGACCAGGGCCCCAGUGGAGCUGUCGAGGCUCUCUGCCUGCGUGAUGCACCCUGACAAUGGCUCUACAGCCUGGGGAGCAGCCCCAGCAGAGCAUCAAGUGCCUGAAGACGGGGACAGGGUGCGCACAGCUCCAGGAAGCUGCCGUCCCGUGAUACUGAGUUCUGCAGCAGCCAUGGUUUCUUGCGAUGCAUCAGAAACCCCUCCAGGCUCCCACAGCAGCGGAGCCCAGGGGCAAAUCCUGGUGCCCAGGGAGGGCCAAGGCUGCUGGCAUGGGGAGCCACGGAGGUAGGGCUGUCACUGGCCAUGCUGCCCCCUCCGGCCCCGUGUCCGUGCCAUGUGUGUAGCAGUGAGUGCUGUGUCGUUGUAGACCCAGUCAAUGUCUCAUGUAGCACAGAGGUGCCCUGUAGCUCAGUGCCUAGGAGGUGAUGUAGCACCUCGAAUAAAUGAAAUGUGAAGUUUUA